Molecule: messenger RNA, 2024 nt
Organism: Arabidopsis lyrata subsp. lyrata
Lineage: Eukaryota; Viridiplantae; Streptophyta; Magnoliopsida; Brassicales; Brassicaceae
Product: pentatricopeptide repeat-containing protein At3g22470, mitochondrial
Exons: 1
Coding region: 55-1920 (621 amino acids)
Molecular function (GO): protein binding
Source: RefSeq, a predicted model, not a curated record
UUCGUCUCUCUCACACAACUCAAAAAAUCUCAGAGAAAGGAACAAACGAUUCAUAUGAAGAAGAUGAUGAUACAGAGAUUAAAAGCUUCGAACUUUACUCAGAUUAUUGAUAAAGGUACUUUGAGAAUUUCUUUAUUACACUAUUCUUGUAUCAGCGAAGCGAAAGUUUCUUAUAAAGAGAGAUUGAGGAAUGGGAUUGUUGAUAUUAAGGUUAAUGAAGCUAUUGAUCUCUUCGAAUCCAUGAUUCAAUCUCGUCCUUUACCAAGUCUCAUUGAUUUCAGUAAAUUGUUUAGUGCUGUUGCUAGAAGGAAAGAAUAUGAUUUAGUGUUAGGUUUCUGCAAGGAAAUGGAUUUGAAUGGGAUUGAACAUAACAUGUAUACUAUGAACAUUAUGAUCAAUUGCUUUUGUCGAAAAAGGAAACUUCUUUUCGCUUUUUCGGUUGUUGGGAGAGCUCUGAAAUUUGGGUUUGAGCCUAAUACGAUUACGUUUUCGACUUUGAUUAACGGGUUUUGCCUCGAGGGUAGAGUUUCUGAAGCUGUGGCUUUAGUUGAUCGGAUGGUGGAAAUGAAGUAUAGACCAAAUGUUGUGACGGUUAACACGUUGAUCAAUGGACUUUGUCUUAAGGGUAGAGUGACUGAAGCUUUGGUUUUGAUUGAUAGGAUGGUUAAAUAUGGGUGUGAAGCUAAUGAGAUUACUUAUGGACCGGUUUUGAAUAGAAUGUGUAAGUCAGGGAACACUGCUUUGGCUUUGGAUUUGUUUAGAAAGAUGGAAGAAAGAAGUAUCAAAGCUAGUGUAGUUCAGUAUAGUAUUGUUAUUGAUAGUCUUUGUAAAGAUGGGAACCUCGAUGAUGCACUUAGUCUUUUUAAUGAGAUGGAGAUGAAAGGGAUCAAAGCAGAUGUUGUUGCCUACAGUUCUAUUAUAGGAGGUCUUUGUAACGACGGUAGAUGGGAUGAUGGUGCAAAGAUGUUGAGGGAGAUGAUCGGAAGGAAUAUUAUCCCUAAUGUUGUCACAUUUAGUGCUUUGAUUGAUGUUUUUGUGAAAGAGGGGAAGCUUUUAGAGGCUAAGGAGUUGUACAAUGAAAUGGUCGCACGAGGUAUCGCUCCUGACACCAUUACAUAUAGUUCCUUGAUUGAUGGGUUUUGCAAGGAGAAUCGGCUAGGCGAGGCUAAUCAGAUGUUGGAUCUGAUGGUUAGCAAGGGAUGUGAACCUAAUAUCGUGACUUAUAGUAUUCUCAUAAAUAGUUACUGCAAAGCUAAGAGAGUUGAUAAUGGUAUGAGACUUUUCUGUGAGAUUUCUUCGAAAGGAUUGGUUGCUGAUACAGUCACUUAUAACACUCUUGUCCAAGGGUUUUGUCAAUCGGGAAAACUUAAUGUUGCUAAAGAACUAUUCCAAGAGAUGGUUUCUCGUGGUGUGCCACCAAGUGUUGUAACUUAUGGCAUUUUGCUGGAUGGUUUGUGUGACAAUGGAGAACUACAAAAAGCAUUGGAGAUAUUUGAAAAAAUGCAGAAGAGUAGGAUGAUUCUUGGUAUUGGCAUCUAUAAUAUCAUCAUUCACGGGAUGUGCAAUGCUAGUAAGGUCGAUGAUGCGUGGAGUUUGUUCUGUAGCCUCUCUGUCAAAGGAGUGAAACCUGAUGUCUUGACAUACAAUGUAAUGAUUGGAGGACUAUGUAAGAAAGGCUCGUUGUCUGAAGCCGAUAUGCUGUUUAGGAAAAUGAAGGAGGAUGGGUGUGCUCCGAGUGAUUGUACGUACAAUAUACUUAUCAGGGCACAUCUCGGAGGUAGUGGAGUAAUCUCUUCAGUUGAACUCAUCGAAGAAAUGAAGAUGCGUGGGUUCGCUGCAGAUGCUUCCACUAUAAAGAUGGUUGUUGUUAUGUUAUCAGAUGGUAGAUUGGAUAAAACCUUUUUGGAUAUGCUUUCUUGAUUGUCUAAUCUGAAAUACAAGAGAUAAAGCCAAGAUUUUUGUUUGUAAUUCCAAAUCAACUCAAUAUUGUACCAAGCUUUUAUAACGUAUUGAUGUUGUGGUCC